AGGUCUGCAGUGUCCUUCCGGUUUGCGGCCAAAAAGCAGCGGAAGCGCGUCAUUCUCAAAAAUGGCGACUGCAACGUGCAGCUCGACAAAAUCAGCAACCAACGGUCUCGGUACCUCGCGGACAUUUUCACCACCCUAGUGGACGCCCAAUGGCGCUACACCCUGGGUGUCUUUGCGUGUUCUUUCAUGCUCAGCUGGCUCGUGUUCGCCGUCGUGUGGUACCUCAUCGCCUACCGACACGGCGACCUCGAUGGCGCCGCCGAGGACCAGGUGCCAUGCGUCAAGGAAGUGACCAGCUUUGCGGCUUGCUUCCUGUUCAGCGUGGAAACCCAGCACACGAUCGGCUACGGGUUCCGCCACACGACGGAACAGUGCCCCGAGGCCAUGUUUGUCAUGUGUCUCCAGAGUAUUGUUGGUGUCAUGAUUCAAGCUUUCAUGGUCGGUAUGGUUUUUGCAAAACUAUCUCGGCCGAAGAAACGAGCGCAAACGUUGCUGUUCAGCAAGCGUGCCGUCGUUUGCCAACGUGACGGGCAGAUGGCGCUCCUAAUGCGUGUCGGUGACAUGCGCAAGUCGCACAUCAUUGAGGCGCAUGUCCGGGUCCAGAUGAUUCGUCGCCGAGUGACGGCGGAAGGCGAGGUGAUCCCCUACGACCAGCGAGAACUGAACGUGGGCUACGACACCGGCGAGGACCGCCUCUUUUUCAUUUGGCCCACGACCAUAGUGCACAUGAUUGACGAGAACAGUCCGUUCUACUCCAUGUCCGCCGCUGACCUGGUCCACUCCAGGUUCGAGGUCGUCGUCAUCCUCGAGGGCAUCAUCGAGUCCACGGGCAUGACGACCCAGGCCAGGACCUCGUACCUGCCCAACGAGAUAUUUUGGGGUCAC
Messenger RNA from Notodromas monacha, 885 nucleotides. The record is from the annotation of a GenBank genome assembly. Lineage: Eukaryota; Metazoa; Arthropoda; Ostracoda; Podocopida; Cyprididae.